Molecule: messenger RNA, 3668 nt
Organism: Elgaria multicarinata webbii
Lineage: Eukaryota; Metazoa; Chordata; Lepidosauria; Squamata; Anguidae
Gene: NSL1
Product: NSL1 component of MIS12 kinetochore complex
Exons: 7
Coding region: 91-885 (264 amino acids)
Biological process (GO): mitotic sister chromatid segregation
Cellular component (GO): MIS12/MIND type complex; kinetochore
Source: RefSeq, a predicted model, not a curated record
GGCUCGGCUUAUUUCCGCUUCCGGGUUGCGGGGAAGGCGGGUGGGUCGUGCCAGGGGACGGUUUUGAGUGAGCGGGAAACGGUCGCCGAGAUGGAAGCGCUCCUUUCGGCGCCCGCCAGUUCUUCUUCCCCUCCGCCCCGCGAGCCCUGGGUGCAGUGCCGCUCGCGCCUCUGGACUGGCGAGCUGCUGGGCCACUGCGUGUCUUUCGUACGCAAGCUCGGGGCCGGGCAGCCGGUGGAGGCCGAGAGCUUGGAACAGGCUCUCGACGACGCGGUCUGGAACUUUGAAAAUGCUGUACAAGAGAAUGUCACUAUUAAUGGACAGCUGUGGGGAGAGUCAGAUGAUCUUCAAAAUGAUACAGACAUCAAACUCCUUGAAGAUCAACUUGAUGAGUUAAUAGUGGAGGUGGCUUCCAAACGUAAUCAGUAUCCCAGAAAAAUACAAAUGAAUGUUGUCAGAGCCAUUAAAAAACAGCAAGAAUUGUUGGGCUGCUAUCAACCUGUUGUGAAUCCUGAAGAGAUAAAAGCAAAACCUUCUCAAGAUUCUUGUAUGGCAGACUUGAAGCUUUCAACAAAAACUGCAUCCAGACACAUUGGAGAGUCCUUUAAGUCUCUGUCAUCCCUCGUAGAAAAAGCAGAAGGUUUCUCAAAAGCAUUGUCUCUGCAGCCAACUUUGGAACGGUGCAAACUCCACCAAGAAAUUGUUUCUGGCUCAGAAGUGAAAACGGAGAAUAAAAUCGACGUCAAAAACCUUACAUCACAUGUGGAAGUCACCCCCUCACAAACUGCUGCUAGUAAUUCUGUUCUACUAAAAAGAAAGAGACUAUCAUGCUCCCCACAGAAACUCUACCCACUAAAACAAAGAAAAAAUAGUCUUGAUACAUGAAAGUUUUUUGGAGGGACGACUGCUGUGUAGCCUUCCUUUCUGUUUGAACUUGUCCACAGCACUUAAGUGAAGACUGUUUGCAAAAGCAUCAGUAGUGCUCUGGAAUCCAUAUAACCAAACACAUCUCAUCUGUUACCAAUGGAGUUUGUUGCUAGAUCCCAUUGUAUAGCCCUGAAUAUUACAUCUAACGCUUAUUGUACACUUUUUAUUAAGUCUGAGCAUUGUUCUUUGACAUUGAAACUUGAGGCUGCUGUAACUUUGUAAAUUUAAUGUCAAGCUAUGAUGUUUUUCAUUUGAAUUUGCAUAUGGAUCUGUGGGUUGUGUCAAAUAUUAGUCUAACUUAAGUCCCAUUCAUUUCAAUAGGUCUGCUCUAAGUAGAACUAACAUUGGAUACAACCCUAUCUCUGUUCUAAGAGAAAUGAAGAGAUGGCUUCCUCUAGGUCUCUUUUUAAAACACAUACUAAUAACUGGUGUUGCUUGCUCGAUGGGCAGCGUAUUGUUUUUCUAAAGCCAGACUGGAAUGUACGUUGAGUUGCAUCCACCUGCAAAGUGGAGAACUGGGCCUGAAAAGCAUUUGCUCAGGCAGCAUCUGUUCAAGGAAAGCUGUAAACAGGCAAUUCUGGAAUUGGGGAUGCAGGACUUGCAUUUGCUUUGGAACUGCCUGCCUCUGUGCUUGCUUGUUUUACGAUAUAACACUUGCUCAAAUUAUACUUGUAAAUGAUAACAAAGCCACUGUAAAGUCCCCAGUGCUUUCUCCCAGAAAUAAAAUGUAAAAAAAAAACCAAAUCAUUCUGAGUUCUUCCCAUGUAAAGAGUGUCCUGAACUUACCACUUCAGGAACAGUAUAUGCAUUUAUAUACUGUGACUACAUUGGUGAGCCUUAUUUAUAAAUGUAUAAAAUCAAUGCUAUUUGCAGAUACUGUUUUCUCCCCCCUCUUUUUUUUUAAACUAAUUACAACUUACUGAAAAUAUAUUGUUUCUGAAAAUGCAAAAUGUUAUUGGUUUACCUUAGAACAACUUGAAUGUUUGUUUCUUUAAACUGUUUCUCGAGUUAACCAUCUUAAUUAGAGGGAAAUGGACAAAAGACUAUAAACACUUCAUUCUGCUCUUGAAGUUUUACUUAAAAACAUGAAUUAAUGGAGUAGGGUUUCCAAACUGAAUAUAUGUAUUUCUUUUGUUUCCUGUGUAAAAUGCAUAGUUGUAUAUAUCAAACUCAUCAGGACCAAACCUAUGGAGUAAUAUUCAAAUUUUGGAUUAAAUUAUCAAUUGUCCCAUGGUAAUUCUGAUUUAUCGUUUUCAAAAGAGAAUUCAAGUAUGACUAAAAUACUACAGCGGAGACAACUCUGUGCCGUCGGACUUGAUUAUAUAUUUUGCAUAUAGAAAUUGCCUUUAUAAAUACAAAACGCAGUAACUAGGAUCCAAACGAAGGAACAAGAAAUUUUGUAUAUGCAAAGGAGCUAUGAGCUUGAGUUUCUAGCCCACAUCUCCUAAUAUUGCAUGGGAAAUCACGUUUUGAAAGGACAGCGCCACAAGCAAUUUGUUAUAUAACGUAGGGGUCUGCUGAUCAGUGAGAAAAAGUAGGAAAAGCUCACUGGGCAUGGCUAAAACAGGUCUUCAGAUCCCCGCCAUGUCUAGCUAGAGAUGGAGUUUUACUCCAACAAAACUAUAUUGGGAUCCAAUAGUUAUUCUAUACCCAGUCAUUUUGAAAAUGAUCAGUAUGACUACUUGCCAGUAUUUCUUAAGCCAGGGGCCUCCCUGCCAUGUAACCAUUAUGAUUCUGAACUUUAGCCUAUGAGUCUAGAAGCUGUCGAUUCCUUUAAUACAGCAUCAAAUAUAUUGAUUUUCUUUUGAGUGUGGACAUAGUAGAAGAGAAUGGAUUGCACUAAACAUGGCUUUCCAAGUCCGGGAAUAAUAUCUUCUAAAUUCUGAUACCAUAAUUUUAAUAAAAUGAUACUUUAACUUUUUGAAGCCCAUCUUGAAAUCUAGGUAACCCUUCUGUUUUGAAUUCUAGAAUUGGUUUCUCUUCAAAUCUCAAUCUUGCAUCCUUAAGCAUACCUGCUUGGAAGUAAUUCCCACUGAAUUCAGUCAGACAUAUUUCAGAAUGGAGCCUAAGAUGGAGCUUUAAGAUGGAGCCUAAUUCCAUGGAGUCCUUGCAGUUUUCCUUAGAGACAAUGUGGCUUGUUUAAUGUGGAUGGCUUUAAGCACGACUGCUACUGAGUGCUGCCGUUUUACAACCAUAAGGUGCUGAAGCAGUGACCUCUUGAGACUCUUCUACAACUUUUUGAUAAGGCAGUUAGGAUAUUGUAAUAUAAAUGAGAGCAUACAAUUAUUUUUAGGAGGGCAAAACAGCUGGAGGUGGGAGAAGAAAGUUGAGUGAUGAAUUAAUACAGUGACUGAUUUGGGCAAGGAAUUGUGUAACUUUAAAAAAAAAUUAGGGGGUCCCAAUUUUGAUAGGACUAGCAUUGUAUCUUAAGAGGGGAACCUUACUAAAUCCAGGCUAUAUAAUAAACACUGAAUGGCCUUGCAGAAGAAUGUAGUGAUAGAGUGAUUUCCUGGAAACUUUCAUGGUGGCUGCAUACAGUGUCUUAAUAUUGUACUUCUAAAGUGAAUUAUAUUGAGAAAAUUCUCUCUCUUAGCUAUGUGUAAUUUGUUUUUUUGGAUAAGUUUCCUAUAACUCUGAACUCAUAGUUGUAAAAACAGUCUUAAAACCUCCCUUUACUUGAAAUGUCACAACACUGAACUUUUUUAUUUUUAACUUGGGCAUAAACUGGUAUUGCAUCAGAA